Molecule: messenger RNA, 4336 nt
Organism: Dermochelys coriacea (leatherback sea turtle)
Lineage: Eukaryota; Metazoa; Chordata; Testudines; Dermochelyidae
Gene: ARHGAP1
Product: Rho GTPase activating protein 1
Exons: 13
Coding region: 258-1658 (466 amino acids)
Biological process (GO): negative regulation of endocytic recycling; small GTPase-mediated signal transduction
Cellular component (GO): cytoplasm
Molecular function (GO): GTPase activator activity
Source: RefSeq, a predicted model, not a curated record
GGGCGGGGCGACGCCGGCCUGCGGGGUCCGGGCGGGGAGCGCGGCCUGGCGGUAGGAGCGGGCCACUGGCCGCCCGGACUCUUAGGUUCUCCCCGUGGCUUGGGCCGGGGCCGCGCUGUCAGCGGGCAGUGGCGCGGUGUCGGGGCGGGGGAUGAGGGGAUCGCGGUUCUCGCUCCCCGCGCGGGGAGACGGGGGGUCAGGGAGCUGAUGCCUGCAAAGCAGCCGGCGAGGGGGAGCGGCGCGGAGAUGCCUGGGGCAUGAUGAUGAUGAUGGCGGCGGCGGCGGCGGGGCUGUCGAUAGUUUUCCUUCUAGGCUCUUCGGGCAAGCAGCUGAGUUUGGGGGCCAUUGCCAUGGACCCACUCUCGGAGUUGCAGGAUGACCUGACCCUGGAGGACACCAACCAGUCCCUGAGCCAGCUCAAACUGGCUUCCUUAGAUGAUAAGAACUGGCCAGCAGAUGAAGUGCCUGUUUUUCCCAAGUCAGAGGACACCAACUGCUCCCCUGAGCCCAUCACUCACCUGCGCUGGGAUGAUCCAUACUACGAUAUUGCUAGGCACCAGAUCGUGGAAGUAGCAGGUGAUGACAACUAUGGACGGAAAGUCAUUUUGUUCAGUGCCUGCCGGAUGCCACCCUGUCAUCAACUUGACCAUGUGAAACUGCUACAGUAUCUUAAGUUCACACUGGACCAGUAUGUGGAGAGUGACUACACAUUGGUGUAUCUGCACCAUGGCCUCACCAGUGAGAACAAGCCUUCCCUGAGCUGGCUGCGGGAUGCCUACCGGGAAUUUGACCGCAAGUACAAGAAGAACAUCAAAGCGCUGUACAUCGUUCACCCAACGAUGUUCAUCAAGACUCUGCUGAUUCUCUUCAAGCCUCUGAUCAGUUUCAAGUUUGGACGGAAGAUUUUUUAUGCAAACUUCCUGAGCGAGCUGGAGGAGCAUGUGAAGCUGGAGCAGCUGGGGAUCCCAAGCCAGGUGCUAAAAUAUGACGAGUACCUGAAAUCACUGCAGAAACCCUCUCAAGUGCCCCAGAAGCUGACCCCACCGCGCCCACCCCUGCCAAACCAGCAGUUUGGGGUCUCUCUGCAGCACCUAAGGGAGAAGAGCUCUGAUCAGGCCCCCAUCCCACUGGUGGUCAGGGAAACCAUUGCCUAUCUGCGGGAGCAUGCUCUGACCAAAGAGGGGAUUUUCCGGAGAUCAGCUUCCACACAGAUUGUCAAAGAGGUCCAACAAAAAUACAACAUGGGGAUACCGAUGGAUUUCCAGCAAUAUGAGGACAUUCACCUCGCUGCCGUGAUCCUCAAGACAUUCCUGCGGGAGCUGCCAGAGCCACUGCUCACCUUUAGCCUCUACAACCACGUUGUCAACUUCCAGAAUGUGGAGGAGUCGAAUCGUGUGGAUGUUGUUCGCAAAACCCUCCAGACCCUGCCUGAGGAAAACUAUCAAGUGCUCUGUUUCCUGAUGGCCUUCCUGGCAGAGGUCUCCUCUCACAGUGACGUAAACAAGAUGACGAACACCAACCUGGCCGUGGUUUUCGGCCCAAACUUGCUGUGGGAUAAGGAUGUAGCCAUCACCCUCAAGGCCAUCAAGCCAAUCAACACUUUUACCAAGUUCCUGCUGGACUACCAGGGGGUGCUGUUCCAGGACAUGGAGGCCUGAGCCGGGCCAGCCCACAUUAGCACACUGUGCCCACCUUCCCCCUCCCUCUUCCUACCUUGUCGUGGAGCCAUGGCCAGGAGCCUUCAGCACAGAGGGUCCAUUGGAGCUGCAGGCGCUGAGCUGAGUGAGGGCUGUGGAGAUGGUGUGAGAGUGAGUGAGCAGGCAACCAUUUGCCAGAGGUGGGGGAGAGAAGCUCGUCUUCCCAUUCCUGGGAGUGGAGUCUUGUCCCCAUGGCCAUUCUGUGCAGCUCAUCCCUGGCCAUGCUGCCCUACUGGGGGUUGUUCCCUCCUUCCUUCCCCUCACGGGCUUCUUUCUGCCCUCCUCUCCUCCCCCUCAGCAACCCCUCUUCUGUGCAAUGCCCCAAGAUCCCAGCUCAUUCCUUCUGCCUGCAUCACCUGGGCAGGACUUGGCUCGAGUUGUGUGGCAGGAGGCUCCCUGUGCCAGCUCCUCCUCUCAGGAGCUGAGUGCAGAGUCCUGGCGCCCUGCCCUCACCCAGAGCAGGUCAGGUAAGCCUUGUGCUUCAGGUGUUAGUGAGGACAGCACCAGCUACUCCUGGGCUAACACCAACCCUCCCCUUGGCUUGCAGCAGGCGUGAAGAAGAAACUGACUUUUGGGGGCGGCUGGGCCAUUGGGCCCUGCCAGAGAUUCUGUGACUGAGGGGAGUUGGCUUAGCCCCACCCCCUGCUGGCACUACUAGCCCGAGGAGCCAGUAAUGCCUCUCCAAGGGGCGCUAGCAUCCACUGUGGGUGCUGUUCACCUUCACUAAGAGGGCUGUGCUGGGCAUGGGGUGUGUGGUGGAUGGUAGCCCAGGACUACUCUGCUCUGGCUGUAAUGGUCUCCUUGGCUUUGUCCUCGGCUCUUGGUGGGAGGGUUUCACUCCAGACCCGGCCUCAGUGGGCAUGCGCUGCAUGGGGAUGCGGGGUCCCCUUUGUAAUGCUCUGUGAUCAGUGAGCUUGUUGGAAUCAUGCCCGGAACAAGUGCCCUGGUGGCACUUGACUCCCCACUGCCAAACCCCACAAUUGACACUGCCCUUCCUCGUGGCUGCCACACAGGGACACUCCUGGGUCCCCUGUUUAUCUGCUGGCCAGCCCCUGAGCCCAGCUGCUUUUUGACUUUGGGCUGAGUGGAAUUUUAUUCAGCAAAAAUGUAAGUGAGAAUGUGGCCUGAAGGGAAGGGCCUGUGCACUGAGGCCCAACCUUAGCCAAAGUGUGAGAGGCCUGGAUCGGAGGAACCUGCCCAGGUGCUGAGGUCUCAUGUGCCAAAGCUGCUAGGGAAGAACAUACAGCAUGCCCCUAGCCCAGCUCCUCACUGCCCCAUAUGUCGGUUCCGCCCCUUCAGGGGAACUACUUUGAUGCACCCUUAUGUGCUAGGGAGGGAGGGAGAUGGCUCUCUACAGGCCAGGCUCAGGAACAGAGCAGCUCCCUUGAGAGAGGAGCUUUCACACUGGAGCAAGACUCUAAGUUUCUAGCCUCACUCCGCAAGACCCAUAAUUCUUGUGCCCUGCUCCCUUUGGCCAGUCCUGGUCCCAGCUGCACCACAGCAGUGGGAAAACAUUGAGACCAAGCAGAGCUCAUUUUAUAAAGUGGCAGUUGAUCUGCUUUUAAUAGGAUUUUAACCUGCCCUAGAAACUGACCAAAGGCUGAUGCCCUGGUUUAAAAAUAGACAAACUUCUGAUGAGCAUCAACAACAGGAAUGGGGUCUCCUCUGCCAGGCCUAGGAGCAGGGACCUAGGAUUGGCAAGAACUCUCUCCUGCAAUGGAGCCCAGGCCCAGCUCGGCAACUCUAGCUAUUGCUGGUUGAUUGGCUGCUCUUGGGAUGACCCACAAAAGGGUGAGAUGGGCAAGUGGAGGAGCAGAGAAUUCUGAGUGCUGGAGAACAGAUUGUGCAUGGCUUGGGGCCGCCCAUCCCACCCUGGGUACUGAGUGAAUCUCUCUCUGGGAGGCUGAAGGGCCCGUGGAGGGGAGGGACCAGGCCUGGAUCUGGACAUGCUGCUGUGUGAGUUGAAUUUCUGCCUGUUGGGCUGGGACACGAAUGCCCUUUGCUGUGAAUAAAUCCAUAGUGAUGGUUUGGGUGGGUCACAGAGGGCUUCUAGUUCACCUUGACUUCUGCUAGAUCCAGCAUGGAGGGUAGCUCUGCCAUUGAGGCUUCUUGGGAAAGCUGGAGGGACUCAGUGCUCCUAUUGAAGUUGGGGUGGGGGGGCAGUGUAGGAAGAGCCCUACACUUGCCCCAUGAGUUUUGUUAGGCCAUGCUCAGUGGGACACUCUGGAAUGGGGUAUUGUCUGUGUGACCCUGUAUCACAUCUUCUGUCUCCCCAUCUCAAGGGAGUAUCCCCUCCUGCAUGUAGUUCAGAGCCAAGCUAGGCUGGGCUUGCUGACGUUAUCUGGGCCACAGCUAAAUGUUUGUUGGCCUAGAUCUGCCCAGAGGAAAGGAAAAAUCUGCUGGUCUCCUUGGGAACAACCGGAAUCAUAAGCCCAGUAGCCUAGAACAGAAAUUCCCCCUUGGGCUGGGGCACAAGGACCUGGCUACAGGCUCAGCCGCUGCUCCCUGCAGUGAGUUCCAGCUGGGAGUACUGAAUCCUGACCUGUGCGGUGUUGAGAAAAGCAGGGCUGGGCAGCAACAGGGGCAGGCUGAGGCUGCACUUGGGGCAGGUAUUUCCUUAGCUCCCCAGAGACACUUUU